Molecule: messenger RNA, 588 nt
Organism: Drosophila bipectinata
Lineage: Eukaryota; Metazoa; Arthropoda; Insecta; Diptera; Drosophilidae
Gene: Trs33
Product: trafficking protein particle complex subunit Trs33
Biological process (GO): regulation of GTPase activity; endoplasmic reticulum to Golgi vesicle-mediated transport
Cellular component (GO): trans-Golgi network; cis-Golgi network; TRAPP complex
Source: RefSeq, a predicted model, not a curated record
AGGCGACAAUCAGCUGUGUCUUUUAUUGAAAACAAAUCACUGAAACUUAGGGAAACAGAAUUUUCACGAAAAUGUCCGAGGAAAUCCUUUUCGACUGCCUGCAUGCAGAGAUUGUUAACUACUGCCUGGACGGAAACAAGGAGCACGAUCUCGCCACACUGGAGUACAUAGGCUUCACCACGGGAUACCGGUUGAUUGAACGGCUCACUCGCGAAAGUCCACGGUUCAAGGACGAGCUAGAGACCAUGAAGUUUAUUUGCACCGACUUCUGGACGCUAAUCUACAAGAAACAGGUGGAUAAUCUGCGGACAAACAACCAUGGCAUGUACGUGGUUCAGGACAAAGCAUUCCGAUUCCUCACCCGCAUCUCGCCGGGCACCAAACAACUGGAGCACGCACCGAAGUUUGUAGCCUUUACAUGCGGGCUGGUGCGAGGAGCCCUAAGCAACCUUGGCAUCAAUAGCACUGUGACAGCCGAGGUUCAGAGCAUACCGGCCUGCAAGUUCCACAUAGAAGUAAAUAGGAACUAACUAGGAAAUAAGACAAGAGUUUAUUGCUACAAUUAUAGAUACUACACGCUACCCUAAA